GCCUUCACCGACGGUAGACCAUAACCCGGGUCCAUCCCACAUAAUAAAUAUAUUCACAGUAAUAUAAUAUACAUAUAUUAUAAAGUAUAUUAUUUGUAAUUUAAAAAAAAAAAAAAUAGUUAAUCGUUUUUUUAAUAUUCGAAUCUAGUUGAAAAAAAAAAAAUAAUAAUAAUAAUUAAUUUUGUUCUACACCGUUAAAUGUGACCAAGAAAAGCGCGAGACCACCAUGACGUGUUCGGACAAAGGAUACACCACCAGGAUUAACAUCCUUUCGGCGUGCACCCGUUCGGUCGAGGUGGCCAAACACAAACGAAUGUUUACCUCAAAAAGGACCAGCGAACUCUUAGCACUCAUGGCGCUUUCGUCGACUUUGUUUUUGUUUUUACACACCAGAGAUCUUCACACGAGACUUAGAUCAUUGCAAUCAGUGACAAAUUCGGCGUCAACUUCGGGAGAUUCUUCGUCUGCCAUGGAAAUCGACAUUGAUAAUUUCAUACAACGCGACGAGAAACUGGAGGUGGACGCGUUGAACAAUACAGGGAGAGCCAAAAGAGAGUUGAUAUUCUUCAACAGGGUGCCAAAAGUGGGCAGUCAGACGUUCAUGGAAAUCCUGAGGCUGUUGUCUUUGAAAAAUAAGUUUGUGUUUUACCAAGACCACGUACAAAGGGUCGAAACCAUUCGUUUGGCCGAAUCUGAACAGCUUCGCGUAGCUUCCAUGGUGACCAAGUACGACACACCUUCAGUGUUCAUAAAACACAUAUCGUUUUUGAAUUUCACCAGGUUUUAUUUGCCCGAACCGAUCUACAUAAACCUGGUGAGGGAUCCCGUGGAACGAGUGAUCUCUUGGUAUUAUUACAUCAGAGCGCCGUGGUACUACGUGGAGAGGAAACACUUGUUUCCGGACACGCCGUUGCCGGAUCCGAAUUGGUUGAAAAAAGAUUUCGAAACUUGUGUCCUGCGAGGCGACCGGGAGUGUACGUACACGCAGGGCGAGAAGAGAGAAGGCAUUAGCGACCACCGGCGACAGACAAUGUUCUUUUGCGGCCACGACGAAGAGUGCACACCGUUCAAUUCCGAAGGAGCGUUGGAAAGGGCCAAACGAUCCGUGGAGAAACAUUACGCUGUAGUGGGCGUACUGGAAGACUUCAACGUCACGCUGACCGUGUUCGAGCAUUACAUACCGAAAUUCUUCAAAGGCGCCUCCCAGGUCUAUUACGGCGACAUGGGACUGCACAAAGUCAAUCACAAUGCGUUCAAGCCGCAGGUCAGCGAAGCGGUCAAAGACAUGGUGCGCAAGAACUUCACCAGGGAAAUAGAAUUCUACCAGUUUUGCCGGCAGAGACUGUACCGACAGAGGCUGGCGUUGAACUUAUAGUUAACCAAAAACACAUAGCAUAUUGGCAAUAUACACAUAUAUUGAAUGACAGUUCCUUACGACUUAUUAUUCAUAUUAACAUAAUUUAAGUUACGUCGGUAAGAUAGCGCCUGUACUUAUUAUACAUCUGAAAUACUAUGUUUCCUUGAGCGACAUUUUAAAAUUUACUCUUGGUUUCUUUUUGGCGUCGUUUACUAUCGACCUCGACAUUUAUCUUGUAUAUUUUUAUCUCAUUAGUUUUUAAAAUACGAUUUGACGUUUAAACACUCUGGAAUAAUUUACCAUCAAAUCGAGUAUGUAUUCCAGUAAUUUUAGAUUUCCCUUCCAACUGUUCCCGAAAAUAAAUUCUCAAUUAUCUACAUAAUAAUAUAUGAGUGUUAUUUUUUUUUUUUUUUUAUCGGCAGUUUCAUUCGGGAACAUUUGGUAAAUUAAAAUAAUAUUUAUAUAGUAUUUUUGGUAAUACAACAAUACUGGAAUACAGGCUUGACUUGAAACGUAUUACUAAAAAUACUAGUAUUGUAUAAUAACAUUUUUUUUAUGUAGUAUAUUUAAAU
Molecule: messenger RNA, 1929 nt
Organism: Adelges cooleyi (spruce gall adelgid)
Lineage: Eukaryota; Metazoa; Arthropoda; Insecta; Hemiptera; Adelgidae
Gene: pip
Product: heparan sulfate 2-O-sulfotransferase pipe
Exons: 9
Coding region: 227-1375 (382 amino acids)
Cellular component (GO): membrane
Molecular function (GO): sulfotransferase activity
Source: RefSeq, a predicted model, not a curated record